Molecule: messenger RNA, 1064 nt
Organism: Apodemus sylvaticus (European woodmouse)
Lineage: Eukaryota; Metazoa; Chordata; Mammalia; Rodentia; Muridae
Product: ribonuclease pancreatic-like
Exons: 2
Coding region: 126-575 (149 amino acids)
Molecular function (GO): nucleic acid binding; RNA nuclease activity
Source: RefSeq, a predicted model, not a curated record
AGUAACUAUUUCUGCUUAAGAGUUAGAACUCAGAGAGUCAAGGCUACUCACUCUUGAUUGACACAAAUUCCGGAAAAGUUGGGCCCGGCAAGCAGCUGGAGCCUCCGCUGAGCACCAAAGCAACCAUGGGUCUGGAAAAGUCCCUCAUUCUGUUUUCAUUGUAUGUCCUGGUGCUUGGAUGGGUCCAGCCUUCCCUGGGCAAGGAAUCUUCGGCCAAGAAGUUUAGGCGGCAGCACAUGGAUUCAGCUGGUUCCUCCAGCAGCAGCCCCACCUACUGCAACCAAAUGAUGAAGAGCCGGGAGCUGACAAAGGGAUCCUGCAAGCCCACGAACACCUUUGUGCACGAACCCUUGGUAAAUGUCCAGGCUGUCUGCUCCCAGGAAAAUGUCAAAUGCAAGAAUGGGAAUAGCAAUUGCUACAAGAGCACCUCUGCCCUGCACAUCACUAACUGCCGCCUGAAGGGGAACUCCAGGUAUCCCAACUGCAACUACCAGACCAGUCACUACCAGAAGCACAUCAUUGUUGCCUGUGAUGGGAACCCCUCUGUACCAGUCCACUUUGAUGCUUCUGUGUAGAGCUCAACCUAGGCAAAAGCAGUGAGAUGACAAUGUCUCCCAAUCUCAUCCUGUCAACACCUGUCUCUCCUUCCUAUCAUUCUUUCCCCAAAAGAAGUAACUCCUGGUAGGACUUACAUGUGACAAGACAUGCAUUCCUGUCCUGUGUCUUGCUCCCAGGCCCCUCUCUUGCCAUAGACAAAUGAAGCAAGACGGUCCUCACCACAGUCUUCACCAGAACGUGUCCCUUCAACCUUAGACUUCCUUGACUUCAGAACCAACAACCAAAUAAAGUCCUGUUCACUAUAAAUUGCCCACUCAGAGGUGUCCUUUCUGGGCAGUUCACAAUGGAGUAAGGACAAUGGGCAAGUCACCUCACUCAUUGGUCCAGAUCUUCCUCAUUCCUGGCAACUUUAACUACACUACUGAAAUGAAACUUCUCUGCCUCUCCACUGAUCAUUUGUUCUUCUUAUAUACAAUAAAGUCUAGCAUCUAUUUCAGCACACAGUA